Messenger RNA from Octopus bimaculoides (California two-spot octopus), 2361 nucleotides. Its product is annotated as tRNA-specific adenosine deaminase 1. Gene Ontology annotation, molecular function: RNA binding; tRNA-specific adenosine deaminase activity; adenosine deaminase activity. The record is from RefSeq and is a predicted model, not a curated record. Gene Ontology annotation, biological process: tRNA processing. Lineage: Eukaryota; Metazoa; Mollusca; Cephalopoda; Octopoda; Octopodidae.
UUAACUGUAUAUAAUUUUAUUUCAUCCUUUUAUCCGAUUUUUUCCAUUUCAUUGUGACCCAAACCAUUUGUAAGAAUGUAAGUGUUCGUCUCUUGUAGUGUCCCCUCUAUGUAUACCUUUAUAGGUAAAUAAAGAAAUUAUUUGGUUCCAGACCUAAGAUCUAAUCACUGACCACAUUACAGCGACCUCCAUCUUCGUCGCUACCAUCAUGUCUCUCACCAACCUCGUCAACAUCUAUACAGCACCAACACACUGACUGGUUCUAACACAUCGCUGUUCGUGAGGUUUCUUCACCAGGGUUAACAGCUAGCAUACAACCCACGCAGAUGUAUGUAGCUAUAUAGAUAAAUGUCUUAUCAACCACUUCCAUUUAUCAUUCAUUAUGUGUACGUACGCGUGGCCACGUUAAAAGUAUAUAAAGACACAGCCUUGUUCCAUGUAUUUCUUUACACCGUGUUCCCGUCAAAUGAUAUUACAGCCUUCUCAGUCGAGUCACAUUAGAUGGAAUACAACCUAUCCAUCUAUAAAUCUUCAUUACAAAAGUCUGUAAAGUUGACAAACGAGGAAGUGCUGAAUAAAAUACCAUGCAGGAUCUAUUUUUAAUCCGCUAGAUUUCGAAUUCAAAUCCCGUAGGGAUAUACAUUACUUUUUGUCUCUCUACGGUCAAUUAAAUAAUUACUAGUAACAUAUAAGUGACUAUCAAUUCAACUCCUUAUCUCUCUUGAUUUUAUUUUGCCUAAGAAACCCUUCCAUGAUGUUUGUUUAUAUUUGUGGUGAUGGUGGUGGUGAGAGUAAGGAAACAUUUGCAAACUUCUGUUUAGAGUUAUCUCCCUUCAUUAUUGCGGCUACCGACUCCAAAGAAAUAUUUUAUAUUUGUAAAUUACUUUGAAUAAAUGACUUCUGAGAAUGAUUUUUCCUUUGCUGAUAGAGUAACCAAAUGUGUAUUGGAUCACUAUGAAAAGUGCAUUUCGCGACGCGGUAAACCUCGAAUGGAAAGAGAAUGGACAUUAUUAGCAGCUGUCGUUAUGGUAAAACGAUCAGAUGGAGAAAUAAAUCUCAAAGCUGUUGCCUUAGGAACAGGAACCAAAUGUAUUGGGCAAUCCAAAAUAAGUAAAAAUGGUGAUGUCCUUAAUGACAGUCAUGCUGAAGUUAUAGCAAGGAGAGCAUUUCUUCGGUUCCUUUAUCACGAGAUAUCAUUGGUUUAUAAUGGUGAAGAGAGUGAAGUGUUUGUGUUGCCAGCUUCAAAAGCACACAAUCAAUGUCUGCUUAAAAAUAAUGUUGAAUUUCAAUUUUUCAUGAGCAGUACACCAUGUGGUGAUGCUUCCAUAUUCCCAAUGAUGCCUGAAGAUACGUUCUCUAGGAUUGGAGAGGUCUGUGUAAAUGUUCCAAGCCACACAAACUCUUUAGAGGAGGAUCAAAUCAAACAAACAGCUGAAGAACCAAUUGCUAAAAAAUUUAAAAUUGAUGAUGGCAUGUGUGAAAGCUCAUGUGAAAGACUUCAGUUUCCUGGAAAAGAUAAUGUGAAACAUUUGACAGAUUCAUCAUUUGCUUUGGCUGAAGACAUUUUUCGAACAGGUGCCAAGUGUGUGCCCUUUGGAAAACAAGAUACCUAUGAACCAGGAAUUAACUAUCAUUGCAUAAAUGCUCUCAGGAUUAAGCCAGGCCGAGGGGACCGUACACUUAGCAUGUCUUGCAGUGAUAAAAUUGCCAGAUGGAAUUUUCUGGGAUGUCAAGGUGCUUUGUUGAGCCACUUCCUUUUCGAACCAAUUUACUUCAAGUCUUUUAUUAUUGCAAAGUGUCCAUUCAGUAUUGAUGCUGCCCACAGAGCUCUUAUGGGAAGAUUUGAAACACAAGCUGAAUCACUUCAUUUACCUGAAAGUUAUCUCAUGAACAAACCAAAUAUUUUACAGUCCUCUCUCUCAUUUGCUGACAAUAAAAACAACUCCAAGACUGGUAAAUUGAAAGAAAAUGUUAUUCCAUGUAGUACAACAAUAAUUUGGUAUAAGAAUGGUGCAAAUGCAACUGAAGAAAUUGCAGUGAAUGGCAGAAAGCAAGGUGCAACAUUGAAAUCGAUAAAUAACUGCUCAGCCCAUUUAAGUAUUUCCUGCAAAGCUCUAUAUUCUGAGUUCAAGCGUGUUAAAGCAAUUGCAACUAAAGUUAACAAGUUACCACUCACUUUAAAGAGUCUUGAAGAUGAUUCAUCCAGCUGCCAAACCUAUUACUCACAUAAAAUAGCUGCCAUGAAAUACCAAGAUGUUUGGAACCAAUUGCUGAAGGGAACCUUAAAGACAUGGGUUAAAAAGCCAAAAGAAUUUAUGCAAUUCUUAUGAUAUUUAAUAAAAAAAUAUUUUUUUUAAUAAA